Molecule: messenger RNA, 561 nt
Organism: Colletotrichum abscissum
Lineage: Eukaryota; Fungi; Ascomycota; Sordariomycetes; Glomerellales; Glomerellaceae
Product: FMN-dependent dehydrogenase
Exons: 1
Molecular function (GO): oxidoreductase activity
Source: RefSeq, a predicted model, not a curated record
GAAUUCGACUGGAUAUCGGCAGUCACAUGGAUUCGAAGCAUAACGAAUCUACCACUGGCCAUCAAGGGAAUUCAACGUUGGCAAGAUGCUGCCCGAUGCCUCGAAUUCGACAAUGUGCAUCCGUGGCUAUCUAAUCACGGAGGAAGGCAGCUCGACAGCGCUCCAUCAUCCCUCGAAACACUGAUUGACAUUCGUAAAUACUGUCCAACAUUGCUCAGAAGCCGCGAAGUUAUAAUGGACGGUGGAGUCACACGCGGCGCAGAUAUUGUCAAGGCAUUUUGCCUAGGCGCUAAAGGUGUAGGUCUAGGCCGGGGCUUCUUAUUUUCGAUGGUUUACGGGAAAGCUGGUGUCGGAAAGGCAAUCCGCAUCUUGAAGCAUGAGAUGGAGACGACGAUGGCAUUACUAGGAGUUUGCUCUCUCUCCGAGCUGGAUUCGUCUUUUGUGAGUCUUCCGACAUGCCUAGAGAACAUCCCAGCCCUUUUUUCUGUAAGCACACAAGCAAUGCUGAUGCAGCCAGGUCGACAUCUCCCAACUGGUGACAACUUCAAAGCUAUGAUAUAG